CAAACAUCCUUCAUUUUCUCUCUCUUAAAUUCUCCUCCUCAUCUUCUUCUUCCUCUUCAACUUUCUCUCACUAGAAAAAAUUCUCAGAAGCUUCAAAAAUGGCAGGAAGAGGUAAAACCCUAGGUUCCGGCGCAGCGAAGAAGGCGACUUCUAGAAGCAGUAAGGCUGGUUUGCAGUUUCCGGUUGGUCGUAUUGCCAGGUUUUUGAAAGCCGGGAAGUACGCCGAGCGUGUUGGUGCCGGAGCUCCGGUUUAUCUUGCUGCUGUUCUUGAGUACCUUGCUGCUGAGGUUUUGGAAUUGGCAGGAAAUGCAGCAAGAGACAACAAGAAAACCCGAAUCGUGCCAAGACACAUUCAAUUGGCAGUAAGGAACGAUGAGGAGCUGAGCAAAUUGCUCGGAGAUGUGACAAUUGCCAAUGGUGGUGUGAUGCCCAACAUUCACAACCUUCUUCUCCCGAAGAAGGCCGGUAGCAACAAGCCUACCGAAGAUGACAAUUAAGAAAUUGAGUUUGAAUUCGAUGAUCAUAUGAAAGCCGGGAUCUUAAUAAUCUCAGUUGGGAACCCGAAAAAUUGUUGUCUUUGUUGGUCUUUGGAUUAGAUUUAUAGGGUUGUAGUUAGGAGAUUAGGGUUUUGCUUCAUUUUGUUGUUACUUUGGGUUAUGGUUAAUGGUAGUUUGGGUUAAUUCUAAUUAAUAUAUUAGGGGGGCUUUGGAUAGAUUUUACCUUCUCUAAUGUGUAUAAUGUUCAUGUUUCAUGAUCUUGACAAUUUGAAUGAAAAAACAGUGAAAUUUGUGGAAA
Chenopodium quinoa (quinoa) is the source of this 795-nucleotide messenger RNA. Its product is annotated as probable histone H2A.3. Gene Ontology annotation, molecular function: protein heterodimerization activity; structural constituent of chromatin; DNA binding. NCBI's taxonomy places the organism in Eukaryota, Viridiplantae, Streptophyta, Magnoliopsida, Caryophyllales, Amaranthaceae. Bases 99 to 497 code for a protein of 132 amino acids. The record is from RefSeq and is a predicted model, not a curated record. The transcript has 2 exons. Gene Ontology annotation, cellular component: nucleosome.